AUGCCUCUUCCGCCUCCUCCAGGUCUCCGACAGACUCCCUCGUCGCUUCCGCCCCGCCCACCUCCAUCCUCCAACAUCGCGCAGCCUCCUGCCAACCCUGUAGGCCAUGGCAGAUCUCGACCAACAGGCUACAGUGCCUUCACGGCGUUCCAACCACGUGCGGUAGCCUCCAGUCAACCGCGCGCGAACCGCCACCCGGUCUCGAACCCCUCAGUCUCUGCUGGUUAUGCAACCCCCGUCAAUAGUUACGUCAAUCACUAUCAACAGCCACAGCCUCAACCAUACCAGGGUGCGCCUUCCUACUAUGGACAACCUCAAUACGCUGAAAACACAUACGGUCCGGCCGUCCCACAGAUUGCGAAUCCAUACGGUCCGGCCGUCCCGCAGAUUGCGAAUCCAUUCGGACCUACGCCCACCCAGACCAACAAAGGGUUCCCACAGAAUUCCAACGCCCCGGGUUUCGAUGCAGAGACUGAAGCUCAAAUCGCGCAGUGGCAGAGCGCCUACAACAAACCAAGUGAAGAUACCGCCAAGCAAGGCAACCAGCCCGGUUCAGGCGUGAACACAGGAGCGGGAACCCCAACCGUCGGCACUCCCACCCCGCAGGCCGAGUCAAAAAAGACUGUCAUUCGUUCAGGUGGUGGCCAAACAUGGACUGACCCUACCCUCUUGGAGUGGGAUCCGGCACACUUCCGCCUUUUCGUGGGUAAUCUUGCAGGUGAAGUCACGGAUGAGUCUCUGCUGAAGGCAUUCUCACGCUACACAUCGGUCCAGAAAGCGCGUGUCAUUCGAGAGAAGCGAACCCAAAAGAGCAAAGGCUAUGGAUUUAUCAGCUUCAGUGACGGCGACGAAUACUUCAAAGCCGCAAAAGAAAUGCACGGAAAGUACAUUGGUUCGCACCCGAUUCUCCUGCGCAGAUCCGAGACUGAAGUUCGCCCAGCUUUGGACCCAAAGCAUGGAAAGAAACAGGGUAAAGGCAAGGGGCCCGGAGGUAAAGCUGGAGCAGGUGGAGCAGGUGGAGCAGGAAAAGUGAAACACGAUGGUAUCAAGAAGUCCGCCAAAACCAAGGGAGGGUUGAAGAUUCUGGGUUGA
Molecule: messenger RNA, 1092 nt
Organism: Penicillium griseofulvum
Lineage: Eukaryota; Fungi; Ascomycota; Eurotiomycetes; Eurotiales; Aspergillaceae
Product: RNP domain protein
Exons: 1
Coding region: 1-1092 (363 amino acids)
Molecular function (GO): mRNA binding
Source: RefSeq, a predicted model, not a curated record